Penicillium canescens is the source of this 1371-nucleotide messenger RNA. RefSeq names its product putative lipase. Gene Ontology annotation, molecular function: triacylglycerol lipase activity. Lineage: Eukaryota; Fungi; Ascomycota; Eurotiomycetes; Eurotiales; Aspergillaceae. The record is from RefSeq and is a predicted model, not a curated record. Gene Ontology annotation, biological process: lipid catabolic process. Bases 1 to 1371 code for a protein of 456 amino acids. The transcript has a single exon.
AUGCGAUUUCUGUCGCUCUUAGUACCGCUUCUGGUCUUCGGGGUUCAGCAUGCAUUUGGUUCGCCUGGACUCACUGUGCCACCUCCACCUCAGCGGCCAAGUGACGAUCCUUUCUACCAGCCAGAUGGCGACUCUUGGAAAGAUGAGAAACCUGGGACGAUUUUGAAAGUCCGCAAUGUCACCAUCAGCUCAUUGCUCCCAUACGCUCCCAGCAAGGCAAAAGCAUAUCAGUUACUGUAUCGCACACAGAAUGUGCACGGCAAACCGGAUGCUUCAGUCACAACCAUUCUUGUUCCUGUUUAUCCCAACUUCAAGAGAGUGCUCUCUGUCCAGAACGCAUACGACUCCGCCGACGUCAAUUGCGGUCCCUCGUACGGGCUCCAAUUUCGAGCUAAUGGCUGGGGCGCCAGCUGGAACAGGAUGAACCUGGCCUUCUUAUUCCGCUACCUUCGCCGAGGUCCUAUAAUGAAUAUCCCUGAUUACGAGGGCUCAAAUGCAACAUUUACGGUGGGACCGACGAGCGCCUUCCAGACUUUGGAUUCAAUCCGCGCAGCUUUGAAGUCCAUAGAGCACCCCGAUAUCAGCCCUUCUGAAAAGAUCAGCCCCGAUGCGAAAUUCAUCAUGUUCGGCUACUCUGGUGGCGCCUUUGCCACGGAAUGGGCUACUGAGAAACGUGCAUGGUAUGCGCCAGAAUUGCCCAUCAUCGGUGCUGUUAUGGGUGCCCCUCCCCCUAAUGUUGUUAACACUUACCAUAAUGCCAACAAUGGUAAUAUGUCUGAGCUGAACGUCGCGGCUCUGCUCGGGGUGAUGAAUGCCUACCCUAAGAUAGACGAAUAUUUACGUGAUGACCUCUUCGAUGAGAAGAGAGAGUUAUUUCUCUCUCCCCUCACAAAAUGUUAUAGGCCUUGUGAAAUCAACUCAGAGGAACUGGUCGGUGUCAAUGUCUCAUCCUUCUUCAAAAACGGCGAUUCUUUCUUGGAAAAAUUCAAGACUACACUGGACGAGAUUGGUGUGAUGGGAGGAAACAUUACAUGGAAAAAUAGGCCGCGGUAUCCGUUCCUGAUCUUCAAUGGCGCUGAGGACGAAAUCACGAAGCCUAUUAAGGACACAAAAGACCUGGUGUCCAAGUGGAGGUUGAAAACCUUGACGCGGGUGAAACACAUUACGCUGGCGCGUGCAGACCAUACCACUGGCUUGGUAGGGCUGCCAUUAGCCUGGCUGUGGAUUGACAAUAGAUUCCAGAGGGUUGAAAACAAGAGGCCCGUCGAAGGGGAUCCUGAUGAUGAUGGUGACGACACCAUCGAUGACCCGGAGGAGGAGAUGAGUCGUAUCGAGGCCCAGCUGAACCUAAAGCUUAACCAGGAGUUGUGA